AUGUCUUCAAAUGUGUAUAAAAAGACUGGGUUGGUGACUGAUUUUAACGAACCCAAACACAAUUCCGUUGUGAAACGGUUCAAUCCUUUUCAACGUGAUCUUUUGUUUGUCCUAGAUGAGUUGAUAGCUGCUGGGGAAGCUGGCACCUAUGACUUUGUGUUCAUCGAUGCGGAUAAAAGGAAAUAUGACAGAUAUUACGAGAAGUCUCUUGAGCUUGUGAGACAAGGUGGCAUCAUUGCCAUCGAUAAUGUACUCUGGAGUGGUAAAGUGGUGGACCCUGCUCCUGAUGACCUGACCUCCCAGGCUCUGGACAAGCUCAACAAGAAACUCCACACAGACCAGAGGAUUGAUCUGAGCAUGCUCACUGUGGGCAACGGACUCACCCUGGUCAUCAAACGCUAACGAUAACCCAUGCUAACUCAUACUAACCCAUGAUGACAAAUGCUUAACCCAUACUUACUCCAAACCCGCUGUGAUUUAUUGGGGAUUUAUUUGA
Oncorhynchus kisutch (coho salmon) is the source of this 496-nucleotide messenger RNA. Its product is annotated as catechol O-methyltransferase domain-containing protein 1-like. Gene Ontology annotation, molecular function: S-adenosylmethionine-dependent methyltransferase activity; O-methyltransferase activity. The transcript has 2 exons. The coding region runs from base 1 to 402 and encodes 133 amino acids. The record is from RefSeq and is a predicted model, not a curated record. NCBI's taxonomy places the organism in Eukaryota, Metazoa, Chordata, Actinopteri, Salmoniformes, Salmonidae.